This is a messenger RNA of Drosophila ficusphila, 1227 nucleotides long. RefSeq lists its product as uncharacterized. The transcript is spliced from 4 exons. Lineage: Eukaryota; Metazoa; Arthropoda; Insecta; Diptera; Drosophilidae. The record is from RefSeq and is a predicted model, not a curated record. The coding region runs from base 85 to 810 and encodes 241 amino acids.
GUGAGCAUCGGAACUAACCGAGCCGCUACAAAAUAAUAUAGAGUCCUCGUUUCGAAUUUUUUUUCACCACACACACACACAAACAUGAAGAGUUUUCUGAUCCUUCUGGGUUUCGCGGCUCUGGCGGCUGCCGAUGUCAAACAUCUGACAGAUCGCAAUCUCGACCUGUUCAAGUACAACCCCAGCGACGUCUACACCCUGCCCGAGGACAUCGACGACGAGAAGCCGGCGGUCCACUUCAGCGGCGACGUGAUGAAGGCCAAGACCGAGACCCUCCAGAACUACAAUUCCGGCAAGAAGUUCAAGCUGGAACUCAAGACCCAGAACGGAAUCGAAGUGAGCAGCGUGGGCAAGCUGAAGGACGACAAGACCUUCGUGGUCAGCGGUUCCUACUCGUUCACCGGCGCCGAUGGCAAGCGGUACAAGACCCGUUACACCGCCGAUGAGUUCGGCUACCAUCCCAUCACCGAGCUGGAUCUCGACAUUCCCGAGCCCCAGCCCCUGGCCGCCGCCGCCCAGCGCCAGCCCGUGGAUCCCAGCAGCCUGCUGGGCAACAAGAACCGCUUCCAGUUCCUGCAGCAGACUUUGGAGUCCGAGCAAGGACCUCUGCGGGGCAGUGGACAGAGCGGCGAUGACUACAGCUACUCGUCUCCCUAUGGAAGUGGAAGCGGAUUUGGCAUCGGAAACGGCAACUACGGAAGCGGAAACGGCAAUGGCAACUACGGAAGCGGAAACGGAAACGGCUACGAUUACCAGCCCCCUCAGGUUCCCCUUUCCACGCCAUCUCGUCUGUACCUGCCAACGGCAUAAGGUGGUUUUCGCUAAAUCCACCUCUAUUAUAUAUAUAUUUAUAUAUGUAUGACCCCCCCAAGAAAUCAAAAAUACCUUUUCCCCUUCCCGAUCCCCCGAUUUUCCCCAGCUGCAAGUAUUUAGUGUUUUAAGUGCAACUCCAACAGGCAAACGAUGAGUAAACAUGGCAAAUCACAGAGCUAGCGAAAUUUUUUUUUAUCAUUUUUUAGUGUUAUACACGGAGCACAAUUUUAUAUGAUAUUAUACCUAUAUGCACGGAUAUAUGUUAUAUAUCUACCCCCAACACAAACACACACACACAAAACACAAAACAAACACACACACACACACACAAAUCCCGACAAAAGAAACACACGAAUCUAUGUAUAUACACUGAGUGAUAUUAGUAGUAAAUAAAAUGGCUAAACUAACGAUCAA